ACCGAUUUCACGAGAUCGUUUCAAACAUUUGGGGUUUUUCAAAUCUAGAAUGGUUUUAGUUGAAUAUCGAUUCUUCACAUUGCAGUCUGGUAGUAAAAUCUCAAUAUGAAUAACUAAUAACUAAAUUUGCGCGAUUGGUAAAUAUUAAUUCCACACUCUAUUACUUACAUCAUAUGAUAUCAGCUGAAAUCACACAUUCGAUUUUGUAUAACCCAAAACAAAGAAAUAUAAAACCAUUACUAGUAUAUCGAUUUGGCAUAUCUUUGGCAAAGUGAUGGCAAGUUUUUCACUAAUUUUAAUACAUUAUUUCAGUGUAGAUAUUUCUAAAUAUUAACGAAUUAUUUUCAAUUGUCAUAUUUUAAAAACUAAAUGAUAAACAAACUUAAUCAUGUAAUUGUAUAAAAAAGCAUGUUUAACAUCACAAAUUCAAAUAAUUAGGGGAAUUGUUCCUCACACGUAUACCAUAUACACAGUGUCCAUUAAAAACAAUAAUAAAUUUCAUUAUAGAUAAGUUACAUUUUCAUCAUGAUUCCAUAAACAUACUGCACACAGAAUACAGGUCUUGGUCGUUGAAAAGUUGGUAUGCUCCAAGGGAGGUAACCGCGGUGUGCUGAACACAUCGCUGCGCGAGUCGCGCUCAAAAUAAGGCUGUCGAGAUGGUAUUUGACAAAAUCGUAAACAUGUUCCCCUUUCAACAAUCACAAGGCAUCACAUGUCCAAAUUAUGUAACUUUUGAAGACGAUUUUUGAACACAUUCUCAAAUAUUCGUGAUGCAUAUAUCUUCGUGACACAGACCUGGCCCACUUACCCGGUCACGUGGUACGUGCAACGAAAGGACGCCAUUUUCCAGCAGAAACUGUGAAUAUGAGAAAGAAAAAGAUUUAUAUUAUUCAACAUGGCCAAAGUGGGUGUUGCAGUGUUCGGCCUUGGCAAAAUGGGUAUGGUCCAUCUCAAGAACGUGAUGCAGUCCCCACGUGCAACGCUAAAAUGGAUCGUCAGAAACGAUGUAAAGGAAGCACAGAGAUUCGUAGACGCCUUUUCACUUCCAUCGAGAGUUACUUCCCCUGAUUGCCUCGACCCUGUGUUGGAAGACCCGAGUGUAGGAGCGGUCAUUAUCGCGUCCCCAUCUACUGAGCAUGCGCAGCAGAUUCAGGCUUGUCUAACAGCCAAUAAGGCGGUGCUUUGUGAGAAGCCGGUGACGCCUGACGUAGAGUCUACAGAGACUUACUACGAUUUGGCCGAGAAGAAUAACGUCCCACUCUUUUGUGCCUUCCAAAGGAGAUACGACCCGAGCUUCCGACAAAUGCAUGACCACAUCCGGUCAGAAACAUUCGGCCAACUCCGCCUACUGAAGGGUUCAAGCCACGAUGUCAGUGCUCCCUCUCCUGACUACAUCCGGACGUCAGGAGGAAUUUUCUUCGACUCCACAAUCCACGACCUUGACCUUUCUUUAUGGAUGGUAGGCUCAAAGCCAAGAAGUGUCUACGCAUGUGGAAAUGCAUUUGACCCAGAAGUCGGAAAGCUUGGUGACCUUGACCUGGUGAACGUCACCAUCAAGUAUGAAAAUGGCGUAGUGUCCAUGAUUGACAACGGCCGCGUUUCGAGUGCGGGCUACGAUCAGAGAUUGGAGGCGAAAUUUGACAACGGGAACUUGACAGUGACAAACACCAGCGUCAACCAGCUCCACUCCGCGACAUCAGCGCCACCUCUUUCACCAGGGUUUGUUGGACGUUAUGAUGAAGCGUACCAUCUAGAGCUCAAACAUUUUUUGGAUGUCUUGGAAGGUAAAACAGAUCUGGAAGUGACCAAACACGACACAUUGUCAGCCAUGAAACUUGCCCAAGCGUGCGGGGAAUCGCUGGAGAAAGGAGCGCCUGUUCUGCUCCAAUGACCUUGACCUCAACUGAUUGAGAUGACCUUGACCUCAGCUAUUUGAGAUUGCGGGUAUAAUCGGAAGAAAUCUCACUAAGCGAAACUGAUAUUAGUUUACUGUCCUUUUCAUACAAAUUAUACAAAAAUCCUGAUUUUUUUAGUGGAGUCUACUGUUUUUGAAUUUUUGAAAAUACAGACGUUUGACUUAAAUGUGGAAAAAUCCCCUUUCAUGAAUGAUCCAUACCCAGAAAUAUUAUUUUCAGUUUUGUUAGUUAGUUUUGUGACGUGCACGGCAUUGUCGACAAAUAGAAAUAUUGCCCACUGUUCCCAAGCACUAGAGUGUCUCGGAUUCUUGAAUAGAACGUAUUGCUGUUAAUAACUUUGUUUAUAUAAUUUGUAAUUACUCUUGAAUUAUGAUGUAGGAGUGAUGCGUUUCUUUGAACACCGUUUUUCACUGUAGUCCAUGUUGAUCACUUGAUUAGAAAAAUACCCAGAAAUAUCCUUGAUAAUGUUUAUACAUAUUUCUCUGUCACUUUCUUAUAGUAGACAUAUAUUUAUACUAUACGUUUCAAAAAGUAUUUUGAGUCUGUUUUAUCAUAUUGAAUACAUACAAUAAUCACUUGCAUCCAGUCGUUAUGUGAAACACGUACAUGUAUUUGCAAAAUGUGCUCUCCAUUGAUAUAAAGAAAACCCUUGCUCUUUUGGAUAAACCUAUACGUCAGCAAAUCUGUUGCAUUUUAAUAUAUGUAUUAAUCAAUUCCCAAAGAUUCAGGUCGACAAUGUUGUCUCAACAGAUAGUUGUACAGAGGAAUUUGUUUCCACUGUUUCGUUGUUGUUUGUAUUGAUCAAUAAACGACUUGUGAGGUUUUGACAUGGCCCCUUUCAUUUCCA
This is a messenger RNA of Haliotis rubra (blacklip abalone), 2763 nucleotides long. RefSeq lists its product as uncharacterized. NCBI's taxonomy places the organism in Eukaryota, Metazoa, Mollusca, Gastropoda, Lepetellida, Haliotidae. The record is from RefSeq and is a predicted model, not a curated record. Gene Ontology annotation, biological process: NADPH regeneration. Bases 896 to 1891 code for a protein of 331 amino acids. The transcript is spliced from 9 exons. Gene Ontology annotation, molecular function: nucleotide binding; oxidoreductase activity. Gene Ontology annotation, cellular component: cytoplasm.